AUGGCUACCGAUCAGAAGUCUUCCUUUUUCAUCGAUUUCAUGAUGGGCGGUGUUUCCGCCGCCGUGUCCAAGACUGCCGCUGCUCCUAUCGAGCGUGUCAAGCUCCUGAUCCAGAACCAGGACGAGAUGCUCAAGCAAGGCCGUCUUGCCAAGCGUUACGACGGUAUUGUUGAGUGUUUCAAGAGAACCGCUGCCGAGGAAGGUGUUGUUUCUUUCUGGAGAGGAAACACUGCCAACGUUAUCCGUUACUUCCCAACCCAGGCUCUUAACUUUGCCUUCAAGGACAAGAUUAAGGCCAUGUUCGGUUUCAAGAAGGAUGAGGGAUACUGGAAGUGGUUUGCCGGUAACUUGGCCUCCGGUGGUUUGGCUGGUGCCACCUCUUUGUUCUUCGUUUACUCUUUGGAUUACGCCAGAACCAGAUUGGCCUCUGACGCCAAGGCUUCUAAGGGUUCCGGAGAGCGUGAGUUCAACGGUUUGUUCGAUGUUUACAAGAAGACCUUGGCUUCCGAUGGUAUUGCCGGUUUGUACCGUGGUUUCCUUCCAUCCGUUGUCGGAAUCAUUGUGUACCGUGGUCUCUACUUCGGUCUCUACGACUCCUUGAAGCCAGUUGUCCUUGUUGGUCCUCUUGAGGGUUCUUUCUUGGCCUCUUUCUUGUUGGGUUGGACUGUUACCACCGGUGCUUCCACUGCCUCUUACCCAUUGGACACCGUUAGAAGAAGAAUGAUGAUGACCUCCGGUCAAGCCGUCAAGUACAAGGGUGCCUUUGACGCCUUCACCAAGAUCGUUGCUGCCGAGGGUGUCAAGUCCUUGUUCAAGGGUUGCGGUGCUAACAUCCUUAGAGGUGUUGCCGGUGCCGGUGUCAUCUCCAUGUACGACCAGUUGCAAGUCAUCCUUUUCGGAAAGAAGUUUAAAUAA
Messenger RNA from Kuraishia capsulata CBS 1993, 915 nucleotides. RefSeq lists its product as uncharacterized. Gene Ontology annotation, molecular function: ATP:ADP antiporter activity. Bases 1 to 915 code for a protein of 304 amino acids. The transcript has a single exon. The record is from RefSeq and is a predicted model, not a curated record. Gene Ontology annotation, biological process: mitochondrial ADP transmembrane transport; mitochondrial ATP transmembrane transport. NCBI's taxonomy places the organism in Eukaryota, Fungi, Ascomycota, Pichiomycetes, Pichiales, Pichiaceae. Gene Ontology annotation, cellular component: mitochondrial inner membrane.